UUCCUUUGGAGAAAUUCAGAAAAACUGCCUAUCCGCUUUCUCUGCUUGUUGAUGCUUAACUGUACUGGCAAUUUAAGCACAGGUUUUGGCCUGCUCUGGAUUGCCAAAAGACUAAAUGGCUUGUAUGUUUUUCCCAGCAGAAUACUCACAAGGACCUAUCCCAACUUUGUGGAAUGAUCCACCAGAGCUGCAGUCAGGUGGAGGUCCUUUAGAAACCACCCCUCCUGCCCGCGUCUCAGAGUCUACAGGAUUCCCAUCAUAUACAUCUGAUUAUGAACUAGAGGACACAACCCAUCUCCACCAUCUGGAUAAUGACAAUGGGUCUCUGGGUCCCGGGGCUAUCGGUGCCAUAGUGAUUGCUGCUCUGCUGGGCACGUCUGUGAUUGUGGCCUUGAUUGUUAUCACUCUACGAAAAUGUUCUGCUUCCUAA
This is a messenger RNA of Protobothrops mucrosquamatus (brown spotted pit viper), 430 nucleotides long. RefSeq names its product secondary ossification center associated regulator of chondrocyte maturation (gene SNORC). Gene Ontology annotation, biological process: cartilage development. The coding region runs from base 116 to 430 and encodes 104 amino acids. NCBI's taxonomy places the organism in Eukaryota, Metazoa, Chordata, Lepidosauria, Squamata, Viperidae. The transcript is spliced from 2 exons. Gene Ontology annotation, cellular component: cell periphery. The record is from RefSeq and is a predicted model, not a curated record.